AUGAAAUGGAAAUACAAUUCCAAAUCCAAGAAGUCCAAUUAUUCUAGCAUAGCAGGGAAAAAGCAAUUCUUUGAGCUCACAUUUGAUGUCAAACACAAGGAAAUGGUCAUGGAUGCGUACUUGCCUUACGUUAUAGAGACAUUCAAGGCUAUGAAAGAUGCAGAAAAGAUUGUCAAGCUGCAUACUCUUCCAAGGUCAGAUACCUACACAAUGAUGAGAUGGAGUGCAAUCAAUCUCGAACACCCUGCAGCAUUCGAGACAAUAGCCAUGGAUACCAAGCAAAAGAGAUUGCUUUUGGAGGACUUGGACAGGUUUGUUAAGAGGAAAGAGUUCAAUCAAAGAGUAGGAAGGGCUUGGAAAAGGGGGUAUCUGCUGUAUGGUCCUCCAGGGACUGGUAAAUCAUCCCUGAUAGCUGCUAUUGCUAAUUAUCUGAAGUUCGAUAUCUAUGACUUGCAACUCACUCAUUUGACAUCGGAUGUGGAAUUGAGAAGAGUGUUGCUGGCAACAACAAAUAAAUCUAUACUCGUGAUUGAGGAUAUAGAUUGUAGUCAACUGAAGCUGCAAGAUAAAUCGAAUAGCAGUAAGAAAAAUGACUCAGAAAGCUAUCAGCUUUCGCUAUCGGGACUACUGAACUUCACAGAUGGCCUGUGGUCUGGCUGUGGAGAAGAGAGAAUCAUUGUAUUCACUACCAAUCACAAGAGUAAGCUUGACCCUGCAUUGCUGCGAUCAGGCCGAAUGGACAUGCAUUUCCACAUGUCCUACUGCUCACACGAGGGGUUCAAAACAUUGGCCUCCACAUACCUAGGCAUCAAAGAACACCAACCAUUGUUUGAUGAGAUUAAAAGCCUACUGCAGAAGACAGAUGUCACUCCUGCACAAGUUGCCGAGGAGCUGAUGAAGAGUGAGGAUGCUAACGUUGCACUCCAAGCUUUGAUCACAAGGCUAAAGGAAAUUAAGAAAAAGAAGGAAGAUGACAAGAAGGCCAAAGAUGAAGCAAAAGUAAAGAACGAUACAAAGAAAGUUGAUCCUAAGCAGUUAACAUAUUUUAUUUGA
Fragaria vesca subsp. vesca is the source of this 1053-nucleotide messenger RNA. Its product is annotated as probable mitochondrial chaperone BCS1-B-like. Bases 1 to 1053 code for a protein of 350 amino acids. Gene Ontology annotation, molecular function: ATP hydrolysis activity; ATP binding. NCBI's taxonomy places the organism in Eukaryota, Viridiplantae, Streptophyta, Magnoliopsida, Rosales, Rosaceae. The record is from RefSeq and is a predicted model, not a curated record. The transcript is spliced from 2 exons.